AGCAGCAGCAGCAGCAGCAGCAGCAGCAGCAGCAGCAGCAGCAGCAGCAGCAGCAGCAGCAGCAGCAGCAGCAGCAGCAGGGGCCGGGUUCGCGAGGGCCAAAAGACAGUCCGUCAGCCGAGAGACUGACAGCAGCGGAGCCACUCCUGCAGCAGCAGCAGCAGCAGCAGCAGCAGCUCAGGCAGCAGCAGCAGCAGCUCAGGCAGCAGCAGCGGCCGGAGCAGCAGCAGCAGCAGCAGCAAAAGCCGCAGGAGCCUCAGCAACCACAGCAGCAACAAGGGCAGCAGCAGCAAGGACAGCAGCAGCAAGGGCAGCAGCAGCAAGAGCAGCAGCAGCAAAAGCAGCAACAGCAGCAGCAGCAGCAGCAACAGCAGCACGUGCUGUGGGACCCCCGAACUGCAGCAGGAGCUGCAGCCGCAAAGCGUCAGCAGCAAGAUCAGUCAGCAGCAGAUGGCGGAAGCCUAAAGAAGACAUCCCUAUCAGCAGCAGACACAGCUGCGGGAGAGUGUGGGGUCGCAGCUGCCUGUGGCUGCAGCCAGCAGCAGCGGCAGCUGCGCCAGCUGCUUCGGACUCAGCUGCUGCAGCGGCAGCAGGGGGGCCCCCUCAAAGUCCCUUGGGGCCCCCUGGGGGCCCCCCUGGGGGCCCCCCUGGGGGCCCCCCUGGGGGCCCCCCGUGGGGCCCCCCAAGAUGUACAGCAGCCGCUGCAAGAGCUCAGGGGGGCAGUGCUGCAGCAGCAAACAGCGCAGCAGCAGCAGCAGCAGCAGGUAAGGAGGCAGCAGCGGCUGCGGGGAACUUGGAGCAAAGUAGAAAUUGCAGCUGCAGCAGCAGAUGCUGCAGCAGCAACAGGCAUACAGCAGCAGCAGGCAGUGCUGCAGCAGCAAACAGCGCAACAGCAGCAGCAACAGCAGCAGCAGCAGGUAAGGAGGCAGCAGCGGCUGAGGGGAACUUGGAGCAAAGUAGAAAUUGCAGCUGCAGCAGCAGAUGCUGCAGCAGCAACAGGCAUACAGCAGCAGCUACAGCAGCAGCAGCAGCUACAGCAGCAGCAGCAGCAGCUACAGCAGCAGCAGCAGCAGAUAGAGCAGCAGCAGCACCUGCAGCCGCGCUAG
Molecule: messenger RNA, 1106 nt
Organism: Eimeria necatrix
Lineage: Eukaryota; Apicomplexa; Conoidasida; Eucoccidiorida; Eimeriidae
Exons: 4
Source: RefSeq, a predicted model, not a curated record